GUCGUAGGGAGCAGUGUCGUGCGCGCGCGCGUCCCAACACCAUGCUAGCGAUCGCAUUUGUCUUAUUCGCAAGCGUGCUUGUCGAGUCUCGCCCAUUUAAUAUCACAGACUUAAUCAUCCCUCACAUAGUGCCACCUGGCCAAGAUGAAAUCGAAAUUGAGUGCCGAUACGACGCUAACUUCACUCUGCUCAACUGGUUCAAGGGGAACACGGAAUUUUUCAGAUAUAAACCUGGUGCUGCGCCAAGUACGAGAUCGUUCCCGAUUUUGGGAGUUGGAAGAAUUGAAUUAGUUCAUUGUGGACCAACAGCUUGCCGCCUCAGGCUGGGUGCAUUGACUGAAGAAGCCACGGGUAUCUACAAGUGUGAUAUCGAGAAAGAAGUGCCGCCUUACCAGUUUGAAUCACGUACGGGUUACAUGGAGGUGCAUGGUCAUAAGCACAGGAAACCGAUUCUAGAAGGAUUGGCAGAGGAGUUUGGUGAAGAUGACGAAAUGCAAGCAUAUUGCCGUGGUGCACCGGGAGCAGAAAUUCGCUGGUACAUAAAUGGACAAGAGAUGGAAGAGAUGAGAGGAUCCCUUGCAUUUAGGAAAAAGAGCUCUAGGCUUCAUUUCCUUGGCAUACCUCCAACGGUUACGAUUCAGUGUGCAGAAUACAGAUUUGGCAAAUUGUCUGGGUCUAAUCAGGGUAAGGCAAAAUGGAAGGAAAUGCAUAAUGAAGAAACACCAGAGGAACAAAGAAAUGGUGCUGCGACUUUAUACAGCGGUUUUUACGUUAUUUUUAUGUCAUAUGUAUUAAAGUUAUUGUAAAUUUACUGUAAGUAAGACAACCAAAUUUGUGUUCCUUUGUUACUUGAAAGAGAAAAAUAUAUUUAAGGAGGACAAGACAUUUCUGAAUUACAAAAAAAACGUGUGUGUAAUUGUGUUCUGCCAUAAAUCUUUUGUUAAAUUGUCUUGCAUGUGAAAAACAAAAUUUAU
Pieris rapae (cabbage white) is the source of this 974-nucleotide messenger RNA. RefSeq lists its product as uncharacterized. Lineage: Eukaryota; Metazoa; Arthropoda; Insecta; Lepidoptera; Pieridae. The transcript has a single exon. The coding region runs from base 42 to 806 and encodes 254 amino acids. The record is from RefSeq and is a predicted model, not a curated record.